AUGGUGAUGUCUCUAGACAAUUUAAGGGGCUUUGCAUUAGCCACAUCAUCAAGUGCUUUUAUUGGAUCUAGCUUUGUGAUCAAGAAGAUUGGCCUGAAGAAAGCUGGGGACGUUGGGGUAAGAGCAGGUUGUUCUGGAGGCUACUCAUACUUGUAUGAACCGUUAUGGUGGAUAGGAAUGGUAACUAUGAUUCUGGGCGAGGUGGCCAAUUUUGCAGCAUAUGCAUUUGCGCCAGCAAUACUUGUUACUCCUCUGGGAGCAUUGAGCAUCAUAUUUAGCGCAGUGCUAGCACACUUCAUUUUGAAUGAGAGGUUGCAUAUGUUUGGCGUGGUUGGUUGUGCAUUAUGUGUUGUUGGUUCAGUUGAUAUAGUUUUGCAUGCCCCGAUGGAAAGAAGGAUUGAUUCAGUUAGCGAAAUAUGGCAACUCGCAACUGAACCAGGUUUCAUAGUCUAUUCUUGCUUGGCUGUAGCUCUUGCACUUGUUUUAAUGUUCUGGGUUGUUCACCAUACCGAGCAAAGAAAAAUGCUCGCGUAUGUUGCAAUAUGUUCACUAUUUGGGUCUCUUACGGUUAUCAGUGUUAAAGCAGUGGCCAUUGCUUUAAAGCUCUCAUUUAACGGAGUGAACCAAUUUGUCUACAUCCAAACAUGGUUCUUUAUUUCUGUUGUGAUUAUAUGCUGUUUAGUGCAGCUGAAUUAUUUAAACAAGGCCUUGGAUUCAUUCAAUACAGCUGUGGUCGCGCCUGUAUAUUAUGUGAUGUUCACCAUUCUUACUAUUCUUGCGAACAUGAUCAUGUACAAGGACUGGGACUCUCAGAAUGCAACACAGAUAGCAAGUGAGGUGUGUGGGUUUGUGACGAUUGUUGCGGGGACAUUUCUUCUGCACAAGACCAGAGAUAUGGGGAACACACAACCUGACUCAGAUUCUCUGAGAGCGGACUGUGAACUCCAGGAGCAUAGCUAG
Molecule: messenger RNA, 960 nt
Organism: Triticum turgidum subsp. durum (durum wheat)
Lineage: Eukaryota; Viridiplantae; Streptophyta; Magnoliopsida; Poales; Poaceae
Source: the annotation of a GenBank genome assembly